Morchella sextelata is the source of this 558-nucleotide messenger RNA. RefSeq lists its product as uncharacterized. Gene Ontology annotation, biological process: fungal-type cell wall organization. The record is from RefSeq and is a predicted model, not a curated record. The transcript has 3 exons. Bases 1 to 558 code for a protein of 185 amino acids. Gene Ontology annotation, cellular component: cell cortex of cell tip; plasma membrane. NCBI's taxonomy places the organism in Eukaryota, Fungi, Ascomycota, Pezizomycetes, Pezizales, Morchellaceae.
AUGUACUCCUUUAAUCCGGUAGAGAUUUUGCUAUCACAACUUCUAGAUGGGGCCACAAUUGCCAUGCCAGCUACAAUAACUGAUGCACUUGCCAUUGUAAAGAUGGCGAGUCAUUGGAUGUUUGCAUCUUAUAUUAUUGGUAUCUGCUUAGCGGUGAUAACUUUAGCAAUAGGUUGGAUCGAUAUCUACACUCGCUGGAACUCUCUUGUGACGGGUCUCAUUUCCCUCGGUUCUGCACUUUUCACAACCAUUGCAGCUGCGAUUUCAACUGCUCUCUUCGUUGUUUUUCAAAAAGUAUUUGAGGACCAGCCGGACUUCAAUAUUCAUGGGGACCUCGGAACUCGCAUGUUUAUAUUCAUGUGGAUGGCGUCUGCAUUCGCCAUCCUGACCUUCACACUACAUUCUGCAAUGUGCUGCUGUACCACAUCUCAGAGAAGGGCUAAGAAAAUUACAGCUCAAGGUACUGGAGAGCAUUCGACUGCUACAAGUACCAGUGAAGAAAUAGCGGAGAAAAGGGCUAUAGAGCGAGGAAACUCUAGUGCGAGAAAAGAUGAUUAA